Messenger RNA from Arachis ipaensis, 1166 nucleotides. NCBI's taxonomy places the organism in Eukaryota, Viridiplantae, Streptophyta, Magnoliopsida, Fabales, Fabaceae. The record is from RefSeq and is a predicted model, not a curated record.
AGCUUUUUUGAACAAUGGCAAAAAUAAAAAUAUAUAGUAUGUGAAAAGUGUAUAUAAAAACUUCAUUGCUUGAAUUUCAUCACUUGGUUGGAAUGAAUCAUGAGGCAGAAAAAUGGGCUCCUUUUGAUUUGUUUACCAUUCUUCUGUAUAUCCUAUUUUAUCUUGCAAAUCAACUACUGAAAAGCGGAAGAGGAACUGAUGUUAGUUUUGAAGUGAAUGGAGAAAUUUUUGCGGCCCAUAAAUUGGUACUAGCUGCACGGUCACCCGUUUUCAGAGCCCAAAUUUGUGGUCCUGUGAAAGAUCAGAAUGUUGAUUGUAUAAACACUGGCUACAACUUUAGCAUUAGCAGAGCAGCAUCAUUGUUUUCAGCUGAAAGCAGUCUGUCUCAAGUUUAUUGCAACCUCCGAAAACCUCAGAGGAUUUCUAAGGCUACAAUAAAUGAGUAUUUAGAGAAGAUUGAUGCCAUUGCAUCCAAACUACUUAACUUUGAGCUGUGUCGCCGCUGUCGAAUCUGGUCCAGCCGCCGUCCCCACUCCCACUGCUCCAGCACCGUCGCAGCUUGUCUAUCGUCGGGUUGCUUCACCUCUGUUCCAUGGCCGUUGUCUAUUCCAUUUCUGUCGCCUGUGCCCCACUUCUCCUUCUCCCUCAUCUCGAUUGACAAAGAGCUUCUUCAGGAAGUGGUUAAUAUGGGAUUUGACAGAAAUCAAUUGGUUGAAUCUUUAUGCAACAGGAUCCAAAAUGAGAUGGGGCUGGUGAUGAUUUGUUUAAAGAGUUAUGGAGGCUGUGUGCAGGGCCAUUAAUGGAUGUUCCUUGUGUUCAAGACAGAGUUUACUAUUUCCCUCAGGGUCACAUUGAAUUGUUGCCAGAACCUACAGAACAAGAUUUGAGGCAGAUAAAGAACAAGAAAUCUCCCAAAUACGAUCUUCCGUCGAAUAAGAUAUUUAAAGAACAAGAUUUUUUUCUCUUCUAUCAGAAGGUUAAUAAUUUUUAUUAGAAGAUACUUAUGUAGAAUACAAUAUUUUGGUUUUUUAUAGUUUAUUAGUAAUAAAUUCUAAGUGGUCUAAUGUAUAUUUUAAUAUGGGUAUGUUUAAUUUAGUGUGAGAUGUAUGAAUACUCAUUUAUGAUCAUCCCAAUAUUUUUAGUUCAUUAUAAAUAUAUUUUGUUAA